Erigeron canadensis is the source of this 1053-nucleotide messenger RNA. RefSeq lists its product as uncharacterized. The record is from RefSeq and is a predicted model, not a curated record. The coding region runs from base 114 to 608 and encodes 164 amino acids. Lineage: Eukaryota; Viridiplantae; Streptophyta; Magnoliopsida; Asterales; Asteraceae. The transcript has a single exon.
CAACCAUCUCACUUUCAAACUUUCUUAUAUCCUACCUUUCCUCAUUUCCUUCAUUACAUACAACUAUAUCAUUUCACACACCUCUCCUUUGAAUCUCAAAUUAUCAACACACAAUGACUUCCAUGUUACACAGGGAGAAAUCUCUCCCAGUCUCUCAUCAACCCGACACAACCGAUCCAUCCUCGGUAUCAUCCGUCAUGCGAAGAAGGCUCUCCUCCAUGUCCUUAAAGAUCCAUCCUUCUUCCAUUUCAGACACCACGUCAGCUGCGACUGCAUGGGCCAUGCGUCGCUCCAAAUCGGUCUCCUCAAUGGGCGAAACUGCCUCCACGUCGAUUAAAACCUGGUGGGCCUGGGGUUUUGGUUGGAUACUUUCUAAAAAACCGGUUUUUGCGCAAGAUCUUGAACUUAAUCAACAUGACACUACUUUAGGUGGUCUUACGUCACGUGAUAAAGGAAGUUGGAAGCAUAUUUUGUUUAAAGUUAGAUCUGAGAUCCGAAAACUUAUUAGAUCUGAUGAUAAAGUUGGUCUUCCGCAAACUAUUCGUUACAACUCGAAUUCUUAUUAUCGAAACUUUGAUGACACCACCAACAAGUUCGUCCGAGGCUAAAUAAUAUAUAUAUAUUUUAUCGAUUCUGUAUGUACGGUGUGUUGUUGUACCAAAGAAUUGGAUUUCAAAGAACUAUUUUAUUUGUUAAUUUUUUUCAAUUGUAAGAAAUAGAAGACAAACGGGCAACAAGUUGUGCUGUUAUAUCUUUUUGUAUAAACUACGUUCAUAGAUCUUGGCUGUCUUCGAAAUCAAAUCAAGUUAUAAGGAAAGUGUAAUUGAUGCGCUAUCAUUAUUAAAUAUUCUUAUUCAUAUUAAUAUUCAUAUAUAUCGAGAUGUGCUUGUGAUCUGAUGGGAGUAAAAAAAUUACUGUCGGUGGUAUUGGAUUUUACCGCGUACGUACGAGUAGAAAGCAAAGUAUAUUUGGGGAAGUAAUAGUGAUAUAUUGUAAUUUGUAUAAUUUGUUUAUGUAGUUUUCGAUUCUUGUAAUAUAUUUAAUUAUUUUGUA